Molecule: messenger RNA, 1419 nt
Organism: Funneliformis geosporum
Lineage: Eukaryota; Fungi; Glomeromycota; Glomeromycetes; Glomerales; Glomeraceae
Source: the annotation of a GenBank genome assembly
AUGUCAACUAUUUUCGAAGUUAUCGAUAGCCUUUCUCUUCCAAAAAAAGAAACGAAUAAACUUCAAAUUUAUCUUAUUAAACAUAACCAGGAGAGAGAUAUAUUGCAUUCUGCACUUAUGAGUCCCUUAAAAACAGACGAAGAUAAACUUGAGUUAUUAAAAGAAUUUUUGAAGACUCUGUCUGCUGACUUGAACAAGGAAGUUAUUAUCCUUUCGCCACUUCCAGGAACAGAAAGCGAAACACAUAUAUAUAAGCACCGUUGUUAUGACUAUUUCAAUAAAAUCAUUCUCGAGAGCAAGAAACAUAAGCGUUUCUGCAUCACCGGGAAUCCAGGAACAGGGAAGACGUUUUUCGGACGUUAUAUUAUUAGUGUUUUGUUAAAAGAAGGUUUCGAACUGUUGGUAGACGAUGCCAGUUACUCGCACCUAUAUCUCAUUACUCGUGAUGAGAUGAAUACUUUUGAUGUAGAGGUAAAUCACGAUUUUGAUACCGGAAAACUUAUUAUGGUAUCAUCACCAAAGGAUUUGAACAUAAAAAAUUUUUGCAAACCAGUUAAUAUAACAAUCAAAGUAUACAUGCAAAUUUGGUCAGAGGCCGAAUUAGAAGAAUGUCGAUCAUUAAUCUAUCCAGAAUUUUCAAAGGACAAUCUUCAUGAAUCUUACCAAUUAUGUGGCGGUAUUCCAAGAAUGAUUUUCAAAUGCAAAUUAUCCGAGAUAAACAAGAUGAUUACGGCUUCUGUUAAUAAUAUUGGCACUGACAUAUUCAGAUACAUUGGCACACUUAGUGAUGUUGAUAAUUAUAGUCAUAAUUUAGUACAUAUUCAUACUAAUGAGGAGCCGGUAAAUGAAAUCAUCAAUGGGCACAUCUUUGUCAAUUCCCCCUAUACUUCUUGUGAAUUAAAGUUUGCUUCAGCAAUUGUUGGUGAUAAAGUUUUUGCAAGACUAAAAGAAUUCUACAAAGAAGAAACGUACAAGUUUGUCUUUGCAUCAGCUUCUGUGUCAUUAUUAGAUUCUGUACGUGGACAUAUGUUUGAAAUUAUCGCACAUAAUGAACUAAGCGCUGGCAAACCAUUUUUGAUACGCUCACUAGAAGGACGUAAAAAAUCCUGUGCGAAAGAACAAAAAUUACGACUUCCUCAGCUUACAAUAAAAAAUUGUUACACAGUAGAUGAUAUUGAAGAUGGCAAAUACUGUAAACCGGUAGCAAAGAAUUUCGAAACUAUUGAUUCCAUCUAUAUUGGAAAAGACUAUGACUAUACAUUUCAGAUGACGGUAGGAAGAACGCAUGAUAUUAAACAACAUGGACAUGAAUUACUACAUGAAAAGCUAGUGGUGAGUCAGCAGAUCAUACCAUCCGACACUAUUUUGUUGUUCCAAAAGAUACAUUUAAAAAUUUCCAAAAACAACCUUUCACAGUGA